AUGACGCUUGUAUCAAUUUUGUGUUUUGUGGCAGUAGCCUUUUCGGCAGUGUCCGCCCGUCCACAAGUUCUUUACCAAACUCCAUACAUUGCGAGCCCUUACCUCGCUACUCCUUACGUCGCAGGAGGGCACUUGAGCACCCAGUAUCAUUCACAAGACGAUUUUGGACAAUAUGCAUACGGUUACAACAACGGUUUUGACUCAAAGACCGAACAUCGCUCUCUAGACGGAGUGACACGUGGAUCCUAUUCCUAUGUCGACCCUGAAGGAAAACUCCAAAGCGUACAUUACACCGCCGACGCAGUUAACGGAUUCCGUGUGGCUGCCACCAAUUUGCCUGAGGAUUCCGGUUCCGUCCCAUCUGCAGUUGAAUAUACACCAGAAGUUGCUCAAGCUAGAGCUGAACAUUUAAAAGCUGUCGAGCAGGCCAAAGCAGGUUAUGUAGCCCCAAUUUCUGGAGAUGUCCCAACUCAAGUGGAAGACACACCUGAAGUAGUCGAGGCAAGAUCUGCUCAUUUGAAAGAAGUCGAAAAAGCUAAAUUAUUAGUUUUUGUUAAUCAGCCUAAACCUACAUCCGGAAAAUAUGUAGCUCCUUAUACUCCCGCUUUUCCUUUUUCAUAUGUAACAUCUUACGGAACAUAUGUUCGCGGAUCCCCACCACCCAUUCCCCACCUACACUGGAUUCUUGCUUUACAAAAACAAUGA
Messenger RNA from Ctenocephalides felis (cat flea), 705 nucleotides. Its product is annotated as cuticle protein 7-like. The transcript has a single exon. The record is from RefSeq and is a predicted model, not a curated record. Gene Ontology annotation, molecular function: structural constituent of chitin-based larval cuticle. Lineage: Eukaryota; Metazoa; Arthropoda; Insecta; Siphonaptera; Pulicidae. Gene Ontology annotation, cellular component: chitin-based extracellular matrix. Bases 1 to 705 code for a protein of 234 amino acids.